GUUUCCGUAAUUAAUUUUUCACAGCAUUUUGUGAUUUCAUUUAAAUUGCUAAAAAUUAAAAACGAAGGUAUAUAAAAUUAAAAUAUAAUACAUAUUAUUGUAGUAUGUAUUUAACUAGUAUGUACUUGGAAUAAUAGGUGUCUAAAAUUGUUUUAGUUUCCAUUGCUCAUUAAGACUUAAAAUUUGUUCUACAAAACAUGUUGUUAAAAAAUAUAUACACAAUAAAAUUUAAUUAAACAAACUGUACUGGACAAUUACACCUGUUUGUAGUGUCCAACACCAACUGCUUAGCCAUUGCUCAAAAGUCGUUGCCAUGGUUUUAACAUGUUCAAAACUAAACUGUAGUAUAUACAUAGUAUAUUAUAAAUAAAACAUUCAACGUCAAGCUGAAAUAAAAUUAUUAAAAUAAAAUGCCUAUAUUUAAUAAAAAAUUUGAAUCUAAACCAGUUCCGCCGCGUAUUUCUAGAAACAAUAAUGAUUGCCCUGUGGUAACAGAAGAAUUGGAAGACUACAAGCAAAUUACUUUGAACUUAGGUAAUAAGGAAUUACGUUUCGCAGAUGGUAUUUGGAUUUACGCUACUCGCAAAGGCGAUGUAGACGAUGUUGUACGUCUAAAUCGUCGUUUAAAGGCUUUGGAAGAGGAAAAUAAUAUGUGUGAUUUGAAAAUUGAAGUGUUACUUGAUCUUCUUGCUGAACAUGCUACCGAGUUAAACUCUUUAAAGGAACUCAGGAAAUAAUUGCAAAAACAUGCUAAAAAUACAAU
Molecule: messenger RNA, 763 nt
Organism: Calliphora vicina (urban bluebottle blowfly)
Lineage: Eukaryota; Metazoa; Arthropoda; Insecta; Diptera; Calliphoridae
Gene: Cby
Product: Chibby
Exons: 1
Coding region: 411-737 (108 amino acids)
Source: RefSeq, a predicted model, not a curated record